AUGAGCAACAACACGUCUGGUCCAUUACCACGAAGAAGCAACUUUCAAUUCACAUUUGAAUACGAUAAUCAUCUUCUUAGUCUUAUAGAUAAAUUCAAAUCAGAUAUAUUCACGCAAGGGAACAAAAUCAGGACCUGGGAAAGAGUCUUGCUUGAGUUUAAUGAAUUAACCAAUGCAAACAUUGUGCAGACUAGGACAAUUAAUCAACGAUUUCAGCUAUUGAAAAAAAAUUUUGAGAGCCGGCUUAAACAUGAUGGAAAUAAUGAAGAUACUUUUAACGAAAAUGAAACAAUUUUGAAAAGGAUUAUGGAAUUUAUGUAUGAAAGUGGACUCCUUAGUGAAUCAUUGUUUCACAAAAUAUCAGAUGAAGACAAGGCAAACAACACUCUUCCUCUACAACAACAACAGCCAAACAAGAAAACAAAAGAAAAUGAAAAGAAUGAAAAGAGCGGGAAGGGAAGGGAGAAACAAGGGACAGCAAAGAUGAGUCCUUUAACAGUUACUGCAAACAAAACUUCUUUUCUUGACGAACCAGCUACAAACACAUCAGCAAACCAUGCUGUUUCACCGCCACUUGUAGGACAGUCAGCUCAUAGUGGUAAAAUGGAUGAGUAUACGCGCUCUUCUGUAGCUACUGGAAAUACUCUGCAACAUAUACAACCAAAUGCAUUUGGUGGCUCUAGUAGUGAUACAAUAUCAUACUUUACUGAACUUCAAGAACAGAAUCCUGCACCACGAGGCUCAAAUCUCAAUAGGUUUUGGAAUUCAGAUUUGGAAACCUCAGGUAAGAGCAUUGCUCAUGGUGAAUUUUGCCCUUUAGCCAUAGAUUUGUCCAAUUGCAAGUCAGUACCAAGCAUGGCCACAUCACAAAGAUAUGAUCGGAACUUGUGGCCGCAUUAUCUGGAACCUAUAAUUUCGACAUACACACAACCGCAAUCACAAUCACAAUCAGAACCGCAAUCACAACCGCAAUUGCAAUCGCAACCAGAACCACAUAAGUCCAACGCAGCCCAGCCUAGAGACUUGCCAAUUACUGUUGAGAAUUUGCUUCAACAGAUAGUUAAACUUCAGGAGCAAUGCGAGAACCAAUUUAACAUUAUCAAUGGUGAAAUCAGCCGAUUAGCAGAAAGAAAUACCCAACAAUUUGGAGAGCUUACAGAACUUGUGAAUUUGAUUAUUAGUCAGAUCCCUUCAAUUUAUGAACCACCAGCUCCACAAAGUUCAAGUCAGACAAAAUAUGGUGAUGGUGCAUAUGAGAAUCGUUCAUAA
Molecule: messenger RNA, 1269 nt
Organism: Lodderomyces elongisporus
Lineage: Eukaryota; Fungi; Ascomycota; Pichiomycetes; Serinales; Debaryomycetaceae
Exons: 1
Coding region: 1-1269 (422 amino acids)
Source: RefSeq, a predicted model, not a curated record